UAUAAGAGAUAAAAUAAAUUAAAGAGAUAUAUUAAUAUAUUACUACUAUGCAAGAAAGAUACAAUAUAAAAAUGAAAACAUAACAUAACAUCUAUGUAUAUACAUACAAUAAUGUAGUUCAAGUUCAAAAAGAACAAAAACAUAAAAAAAUAAAAAAAAAAAACAAGAAUUAUAUUGUUGCUGUUUGUGGUAGUUUGUACAUUUAUAAUAUCUAUAUAUAAGCGCCUCUGAUUAAAGUUACUAGCUUGGCGACUAUACAACUAUUGUGGAUAUUUAUUAAAUAAUUAUUAUUUAUUUGAUUGUUGUUAUUAUAGUAGUUGAAAAAAAGCUUAAAAGCAGAUCAAAAGAGAACUUACAUAUAAUAUUUUAACUAAUAAGAUGAGAUAAAACAAAAUUAAAUACUCAAUUUUUGUAUUAUUUUCUUUUUUUGUAUUUUGCAGUUUGUUUGUUGUUUAUAUAUUUUUACAUUUUUUUUUUUGGUUUUUAUUUUUUUUUUUGUUAGGAGAAAAAUCUCUGAAAUAAUUACACAGUAAUGAUUAUUUCGCGUCCGAGAAAGUUAUUUAAAAGAAUAUCAUUGAUAACAUUAAAGAUAUGUUUACUAUUUUUUGUUGUAGUAUUUGUAAUUGGUCCAAUCAUAUUCAAACAUUCGGUUGGAUUACAAAGAAAAAUUUUCUUUUUAACAUUUGUUUUACAAGACUGUGAUUUUCAUAAUCCUAGCACAUAUGGAUUAUAUGCAACUAGAAAUUUUUAUAUCAAAACAAAAGAUUCAGAUGUUGAUGAUGAAGUUGAAGAAGUUAAAUUGGGUGCAUGGCAUUUAUUACCAAUUCAAAUAGCAAAAAAAUUUUCAAAAGAAUUAAAUUUAAAUAAUGAUGCUAUUAAAGAUAUAUUAAAUUCAACAGAAAUAUCUGAUCCAGAAUUAGAUAAAAAUGAAGAAAAAAUUCAUUUAGAAUUUUCAAAUGGUAUUACAAAAGAUAAUGAACAAUUAUUUUAUGAGAAAAUGUUAAAACAACCAGGUAUUGUUAUAAUAUAUUUACAUGGUAAUUCUGGUACACGUUGUAAAGAUCAUCGUAUUGAAAUGUAUCAUGUAUUUCAAAAAUUGGGUUAUCAUGUUAUUGCAAUUGAUUAUAGAGGUUUUGGUGAUUCAGAAAAUAUAUCACCAUCAGAGGAAGGCUGUGUUAAAGAUGCUAUGAAUGUAUAUAAUUAUGUAUCAAAUAUAACAAAUAAUCCAAUAUUUAUAUGGGCACAUUCCCUUGGUACUGGUGUUUCAACACAUUUAUUAGCUCAAAUGAAUCAAAUGAAUAUAUAUGGACCAAAAGGUUUAAUGUUAGAAAGUCCAUUCACAAAUAUACGUGAUGAAUUAAAAAGUUAUCCAAUGGCAUUUUUAUUCAGAUUUUUACCAUGGUUUGAUUAUACAAUUGCAAAUCCAUUAUAUGCAAAUUCAUUACGUUUUGAAUCAGAUCAACAUAUAAAUGAAUUUCGACAGCCAGUUAUGAUAUUACAUGCUGAAGAUGAUUAUGUUGUACCAUUCCAUCUUGGUUAUAAGCUUUACAGAAUAGCAUUAGAUCUAAGAGGACGUUCAUGGGGUCCAAUUGAAUUUCAUCGUUUUGAUAGCUCAUUAAAAUUAGGUCAUAAACAUAUCUGCCGGGCAUCAAAUUUACCUGAUAUUAUUAAGACAUUUAUACAAAAUUAUAAAAAUGAAAUGUAUUAAAAUUUUUUUUUUUAAUAUUUUAAGUAUAUAAAGGCUAAUUAAAGAAAACAAUGAUAAUAAUUGUAUACAAAAAUAAA
Messenger RNA from Condylostylus longicornis, 1785 nucleotides. Its product is annotated as lysophosphatidylserine lipase ABHD12. Lineage: Eukaryota; Metazoa; Arthropoda; Insecta; Diptera; Dolichopodidae. Gene Ontology annotation, biological process: monoacylglycerol catabolic process; phosphatidylserine catabolic process. Gene Ontology annotation, molecular function: monoacylglycerol lipase activity; phosphatidylcholine lysophospholipase A1 activity. The transcript has 5 exons. The record is from RefSeq and is a predicted model, not a curated record. Gene Ontology annotation, cellular component: endoplasmic reticulum membrane. Bases 533 to 1708 code for a protein of 391 amino acids.